GAGGAGCUGUCGGAAGGGGGAGGAGGGGAGGAAAAGAGGAGGAGGUGGAGAACUGAGCAGAGCAGAGCAUCGAGCCAAAGGGGAGAUGAGUUUGUCUGUCCUCGGCUGAGGCUCCGGCCGGGCCUAGGGAACUGGGAGCUCGGGUUGGAGCGACACCCGUGGAAGUGGGAGGAGAUGGCUCUGGGACUUUAACCCCUUGUGGGCUCUGCGGCAGGGGAUUUAACCCUUUGUGGAUCUGGCCCCUCUGAGGCAGCGUCAUCGGGUAGUUUUAACCCUUUCGGGACUGGGUUAAACCCGUUGGACUUCAUCUCCUUGCCCACCAACUCUUCGGUCUUGGGGGCGCACUGCGGGGAAGCUUGAGGCCCACUCCCUCCUCACACUGCGUAUUGUUCUUGCUGCUGCACCCCCUUGGACUCACUAGCUGGACGCCUGUGGGCACUUAACCCUUUACUGACUUUAGCUCCCCAAGUUGCAAUUGGAGUUUGCUGACAGAAGGACUAAAGGCAUCAGUACAGGAAUUACAGACCGAAGAAGACUUUGUUGGACUUUUUUUUUUUUUUUUUUAAAGAAAAGCCUUUUUUCCGUAAGGACUUAUAGCCAAAAUUCUUCAAACUUCGAGAACUCUACCAGCAUGGCCGAGCCACUCUUGUCAGAAUAUCAACACCAGCCUCAAACUAGCAACUGUACAGGUGCUGCUGUUGUCCAUGAAGAACGGAACCCUGAGCGCCCCCCAGGCGCAGAGGAGCGGGUGCCCGAGGAGGACAGUAGGUGGCAAUCGAGAGCGUCCCCCCAGUCGAGUGGCCGUCCGGAGACGGAGGGGGAAGGGAGCCUGGAACCCCAGCCGCCUCCCCUGCAGACCCAGGCCUCUCCAAAACCUAGCUGCCUGGAAGCGAGCGAAAAAGGCCAGAAUGGGGACGACUUGUCCGCUGGAGGCUCCUCUCCGCCGGCGGCUGGAGGGGAACCGAAGCCCGAAGCAGAGCUGCUCGCCCAGCCGUGCCAUGACUCCGAGGCCAACAAGUUGGGGGCUCCUGCCGCAAGGAGCGAGGAGGCGUGGGGACAGCAGCAGAGACAACUGGGCAAGAAAAAACAUAGGAGACGCCCUUCCAAGAAGAAGCGGCAUUGGAAACCGUACUACAAGCUAACCUGGGAGGAGAAGAAAAAGUUCGACGAGAAACAGAGCCUGCGAGCUUCGAGGAUGCGAGCCGAGAUGUUCGCCAAGGGUCAGCCUGUGGCGCCUUAUAACACCACGCAGUUCCUCAUGGAUGAUCACGACCAGGAGGAGCCGGAUCUCAAAACCGGCCUCUACCCCAGGCGAGCCGCCGUCAAAUCCGACGACACCAGCGAUGAGGACUUUGUGGAAGAAGCGGGCGAGGAGGAUGGGGGCAGCGACGGGAUGGGAGGGGACGGCAGCGAGUUUCUGCAGCGGGACUUCUCGGAGACAUACGAGCGGUACCACGCGGAGAGCCUGCAGAACAUGAGCAAGCAGGAGCUCAUCAAGGAGUACCUGGAGCUGGAGAAGUGCCUCUCGCGCAUGGAGGACGAGAACAACCGACUGCGGCUGGAAAGCAAGCGGCUGGGCGGCGACGACGAGCGUGUGCGGGAGCUGGAGCUGGAGCUGGACCGGCUGCGCGCCGAGAACCUCCAGCUGCUGACCGAGAACGAACUGCACCGCCAGCAGGAGCGAGCGCCGCUUUCCAAGUUUGGAGACUAGACUGAAACUUUUGGGGGGAGGGGGCAAAGGGGACUUUUUACAGUGAUGGAAUGUAUCAUUAUAUACGUGUAUAUAAGACAGUGGACCUUUUUAUGACACAUAGUCAGAAGAGAAAUUCCCUCCGGUUUUAGUUGGCUUCAUAAAUUUAGCUAUGAUGUAGGCUUUUGCGAGCUUUCUCCUGUUCUUUUAUUAUGUGAAACUGAAGGGUUGUUUUCUUUAGAAGUUUUUUUUUUUUUUUAAAUGUGUAAGUACCUAGACCAAGUUAUAAUGCAUUUUUCUGUU
This is a messenger RNA of Galeopterus variegatus (Sunda flying lemur), 1993 nucleotides long. RefSeq names its product hexamethylene bis-acetamide inducible 1 (gene HEXIM1). Gene Ontology annotation, molecular function: cyclin-dependent protein serine/threonine kinase inhibitor activity; 7SK snRNA binding. The record is from RefSeq and is a predicted model, not a curated record. The transcript has a single exon. Gene Ontology annotation, cellular component: nucleoplasm; nucleus; cytoplasm. The coding region runs from base 632 to 1711 and encodes 359 amino acids. NCBI's taxonomy places the organism in Eukaryota, Metazoa, Chordata, Mammalia, Dermoptera, Cynocephalidae. Gene Ontology annotation, biological process: negative regulation of transcription by RNA polymerase II; negative regulation of cyclin-dependent protein serine/threonine kinase activity.